AUGCUGGCAAUAGGGGUGGAGUUUAAGGUAAACCCAGUCGCCAAUCUCAAAAGUGCAUUUCGUGCAUUUCCUGUCAUGGAAUUGCUUCAUUCGGUUCUGCACAAGGAGCAGGUUGUCAUGGAGAAGACAAAGCGUCGCGUCACGAUCGCGAAGGGCGGUGUCAACUGCCUAAACCGUGGUAGUGCCCGUGAGGUACGAGUGAAUGGAGGGUGGGGGAAUCCCGUAGAGGGCCUGGAAGGGGGACAUGCAAAUUGCAGAGUGAAAACUGGUGUUAUACCACCAUUCCGCCCAAGGAAGGAGGGUGGACCAGGCCUUUGGUUGAUCAACAGAGAAGCAUCGAAGAUAAUGUUCGAGGGUACGAUUGAGCACCUCAGUUUGGCCAUCAGUUUGGGGGUGAUAGGCGAUGCUAUGGCAAAGCUUGGUUUCCUGGGCUUUGAAGAAGGCAGACCAGAAAUUACUAAGGAAGGUGGGAUCACGAUCGGAUACUAUUGUUUUGGGCAUGCCAUGAAAGCGAUAGACUUCUUUAAUAAAGAGGUCAGCCGCUGUGGCAGCCAAGUAAGGGUGGGCAAGAGCAAUAAAAUGUCCAUAUUUUGUCAAGCGAUCAACCACAACAAGGAUGACGUCUUUCCCGUCGGAUUUGGGCAAUCCCUCUAUGAAGUCAAGGGCAAUGUCCUGCCAAAUGGUGGUGGGAAUUGA
Messenger RNA from Prunus armeniaca (apricot), 696 nucleotides. NCBI's taxonomy places the organism in Eukaryota, Viridiplantae, Streptophyta, Magnoliopsida, Rosales, Rosaceae. The record is from the annotation of a GenBank genome assembly.